This is a messenger RNA of Daucus carota subsp. sativus, 665 nucleotides long. RefSeq names its product probable histone H2A.1. Bases 78 to 476 code for a protein of 132 amino acids. Gene Ontology annotation, molecular function: DNA binding; protein heterodimerization activity; structural constituent of chromatin. The transcript has 2 exons. The record is from RefSeq and is a predicted model, not a curated record. Gene Ontology annotation, cellular component: chromatin; nucleosome. NCBI's taxonomy places the organism in Eukaryota, Viridiplantae, Streptophyta, Magnoliopsida, Apiales, Apiaceae. Gene Ontology annotation, biological process: heterochromatin formation.
AACUCUCUCGCCAUUCUGUAUCAAACACAUUUUAGUUACAAACUCUGGGCUCGUAAUUUUCCAUCGGUUCAAAAUCAAUGGCGGGUCGGGGCAAAACUCUCGGAUCUGGAGCGGCCAAGAAGGCCACAUCUCGAAGCAGCAAGGCCGGCCUUCAAUUCCCCGUUGGUCGUAUCGCUCGUUUCCUCAAAGCCGGCAAGUACGCCGAGCGUGUCGGCGCCGGCGCUCCGGUCUAUCUCGCCGCCGUUCUUGAAUAUCUGGCCGCCGAGGUUCUUGAAUUAGCGGGAAAUGCGGCGAGGGACAACAAAAAAACGCGAAUUGUGCCUAGGCACAUCCAAUUGGCGGUGAGGAACGAUGAGGAAUUGAGCAAGCUUCUUGGUGAUGUUACGAUUGCCAAUGGAGGUGUGAUGCCAAAUAUUCACAACCUGUUGCUUCCCAAGAAGACCGGUUCAUCAAAGCCGUCUGUUGAUGAAGAUUAGAGAUUGGGAAUUGUUGUCUGGAUUUACUGUGCUGUUGAAUUAGGGUUUGUGGCUUAUGUUUUGUUAUGUAGUCGAUUAGUUUAAUUAGAUAGGGUAUGGUUCUGAUCUGGUAGUAUGUGCAUAGGAAUCAAUCAAACUUGUCUGAUUUUGUCACAAUUGGAUGAAUGAAUGAAAUUAUAUUUAGUGUUA